AUGGAACGCCUUGGUUUCGGUCGGCAGGCUGUUUUGGACCUGGUUCGGAACCGUGAUCACGGAAUCAUCUAUGUCGGGAGAACUGCUAUGGCUGGCACGGCCCCUGGUCUCACCGUACUGGAUGACAGCAGAUUAGUGAUGCUUAUCUCGUUGGGCUUCGGUAAGGCCAUGGGCCUGGAUGAAGCUGUGACGUCUAUCUUCCCCAACUCAGACUUCUGGUAA
Messenger RNA from Monascus purpureus, 222 nucleotides. NCBI's taxonomy places the organism in Eukaryota, Fungi, Ascomycota, Eurotiomycetes, Eurotiales, Aspergillaceae. The record is from the annotation of a GenBank genome assembly.